GGUCGGUGUUCUGGAAUAUCCUACGGGAAAACCACGCCCCAUUAUGUCAGCCAUUUGGUCCACGGUCCAAUUUGCCCUUUGGAUUUUGAUAUAUAAUAUCGCCGACUUUGCACAGAUUUUGGAAACCCAGGGAUCAAAAAUCGCAGCUACUAAUUAUCGAUUCAGUAGCGCCUUGUUAUUCACCUCACGCUUUGUCGACAUAAUCCUUGGGCAGAUCGGCUAUAAGGUUGUAUUCGAAAGAGAAAAAGAGAAAACUUCAGUACAGAUUUUUCCUACUUUUAUCAUCCAAAUAAAAUUAAUUAUUUUUACGAACUUUUAGUACACUAGACAACGUUUCCGCAAUUUGGAUAACAUAAAUGAAAUGCUCAAAUUGCACGGGAUCCCAACCGAUUACAAUUAUACAUUCAAGUCGCAGAUUACUUGGCUGUUAGGUAUCUUCGUUUCAAUUAUUUGCAUAAUUUCCUUGGACACCGCUAUCUCAGACAUAAAGUUUUACGGUACGAUACCUAAAAUUUGCUUACUCAUUCACGUGAUGUAUACCACAGUGUUCCAAUUCGUCACCGAUUUAACAUUCAACAAUUUCCUCAGGUAUCUUCGCAACAGACUGCAGUGCGUGAACAAGCUUAUACCAAAUAUAUUAUUCAAACGACAUCCUCAAUUAAUUAAUGCAGCAAACAGUGAAAAAAUCCAAGUUUACUUGAUAACCGAUAUAAGAGAAAUACAUUACAGCAUCUGCUCGAUGGCAUCGGAAUACAACACGACAAUAGGGAUUCAAAUUCUACUAUCAAUGACUAAUUCUUUUCUCAACUCACUAUCGCAAUUGUUCAAACUGUACGUAAUGUUUGUUCUGAUGGAUUCAUGCCCGUAUAAUUCAACCGGGGCAUUACAUAGUUAUUGUUUUCUGCACAAGCUCAUUCGUGCGAUGCCAUUGGUAUUGUUUAGCACAAAAAUUUUUUUGACUAUUCACACCUGUGUGGCUACAAGUUACGAGGCUAACAGGACAGGACAACUGCUUGCCGAACUACAGAUAGCAACUACUAACGGUCACGAAAAAUUUCGACGCGAGAUCGAUAUAUUUUUACUUCAGUUGAUACAAAAUCCUUUGCGCUUUACCGCUUAUGAAUUUUUUGUCUUGGAUUUUACUACGAUUCAUAGGAUGAUCGGGACUGUCACGACGUUAUUGCUACUCCAGGUUCAGAUGGACGAUAUUCAUGAAUAGGCACCUGGAAAGUCUGGAACCCAUUAAUGGCGUCAGAACGGAUUGCAGUCGAUAAAUAAUUGCACUUUUUUAGUACAACUUGUAGCUAUAAUUUCCUCAGAUAAUGAUAAUAAUAGCAAUGAUGAUGGUAGUAAGUGGGCUUUCGAUUGGCAACGGCAAAUCAUGAUUAGAGUGUAAAAAUAUUGGCAUCUGAUCAACCAUAGUCACGAACGUUACACCUGAAAUAAAU
Molecule: messenger RNA, 1448 nt
Organism: Athalia rosae (coleseed sawfly)
Lineage: Eukaryota; Metazoa; Arthropoda; Insecta; Hymenoptera; Athaliidae
Exons: 6
Coding region: 362-1219 (285 amino acids)
Biological process (GO): sensory perception of taste
Cellular component (GO): neuronal cell body; dendrite; membrane
Source: RefSeq, a predicted model, not a curated record